Haemonchus placei is the source of this 717-nucleotide messenger RNA. NCBI's taxonomy places the organism in Eukaryota, Metazoa, Nematoda, Chromadorea, Rhabditida, Trichostrongylidae. The record is from the annotation of a GenBank genome assembly.
AUGUAUGCUAUGACAGACUUGAUUGAGGAUGAAUCGCGAUUCGACAAGUACCGCCGAAUUACUUUUAAAAAACAGCUAAGCGAUCAUCCAGUUUAUGAUUUUUGGCUGACGCUACUCGAAAGCAACUGGGAGAUUUUCUUCGACACAGAGACACGCGUACCGAAUCAGAAGCUGACGCUUUGCUUUCAAUUUGCUAUCCGCCAUGGUUACUGUCAACUUGUGGAGUAUAUCUGGGAGAAGAUUGGCGACAACACAAAGGAGUACAUAGGCUUGCUACAAUGGCGUUCAAUGUGUUUUCGUGCUCGCGAUCGAGACACCAUGCAAUUUCUUUGCACUCGACUAUGUCGUAUGAAUCCAGUUGGUGUAGCCCGGAUAUCGUGGACCGCUUUCUUUGACACCUUUUACAAUUCGAUCAAUAACGAGGAAAGCGACGUUCUGGUGGAAAACAAAUUUCGAAAGCGAUUUCAAUUCCUGCUGGAAAAUUGCUGUCCAGAGCUACGAAAACGUCUACUCAAAAUGGAGAAUUUCAGAAUUGUGUCAGACGCAUUCCGUUACAACCAACAGGAGACAUUCGCCUUUUUGUUGGAGCACAUGGAUGGUGAACAACUAAGAAAUGCCAGGGAAAUCGUCGAUCGAAUCCAAGGCCGACGUGAUACUAUGGAUGGUGAACGACUCCGACGUGCCCUGUUGCAUCGACAAGCAACAACCAUUGAUUGA